Phalaenopsis equestris is the source of this 1803-nucleotide messenger RNA. RefSeq names its product protein HASTY 1-like. Gene Ontology annotation, molecular function: nuclear export signal receptor activity; RNA binding. Gene Ontology annotation, biological process: protein export from nucleus; RNA export from nucleus. The record is from RefSeq and is a predicted model, not a curated record. Lineage: Eukaryota; Viridiplantae; Streptophyta; Magnoliopsida; Asparagales; Orchidaceae. The coding region runs from base 1 to 1803 and encodes 600 amino acids. Gene Ontology annotation, cellular component: RNA nuclear export complex; nucleus; cytoplasm. The transcript is spliced from 8 exons.
AUGGAGGUCAGCGAAGGCAGCUGUGGUGGCUGGAGUCGGUGGUCAGAGUUGUCAUCUCCUCGAGCUCUCACACCAUUGGCCAACUUUGGCAGCCGUUGGCAGCCGUUGUUGGCCACCUCCUGUCACUGCAGUCUCCAACCAACUAUGUUCUCCAUCACCAUCGACGGCCUCCACUCACGCAUCGGCCAGAGGACGCCAAAAGCACUGCCAAAGUUGGUCAAGUAUAAUGUUAUAGGCCUUUCAGCAAAUAUUGGAGAUUGCUUUUUCCGUGGCUUUGACUGUUCUAUUCUCACCAUGGCACUCAUGGAGAAUGUACAAUCAAUGGACUUUAGACACAUUCGUCAACUGAUUCACUUAGUACUUGUCCCUAUAGUGAAGUUAUGCCCUGCAGAUUUGAGAGUUCAAUGGCUGGAAAACUUGCUUCAUCCAUUGUUCCUCCACUGUCAGCAGGCUCUUUCUUACUCAUGGUCUAGUUUCAUGCACGAAGGUAGAGCAAAGGUUCCCGACACAUUUAUUAGCCUUCCUGACAUUGAGCUGAAGUUAGAGGUAAUGGAAGAGAAGUUACUUCGUGAUUUGACUCGGGAAAUAUGUAAUCUUUUAUUGGUUUUAGCUUCACCGGCUCUAAAUUCUGGGCUGCCUUCUUUGGAACAACUUGGAAAUGUAAACCGUACCGAAUCAUCUUCGCUCAAUUCAUUGGAUGCAUUCUCUACAAAUUCUAUAAUGGGAUUUCUCUUGACGCAUAAAAGCCUUGCUCUUCCAGCCUUGAGAAUAUGUAUUGAAGCGUUCACUUGGACUGAUGGAGAAGCUGUUGCUAAGGUUGCGUCCUUCUGUGAAGCUGUUAUCCUUCUUGCUAUAUCAACAGAUAAUGUGGAACUCAGGGAGUUUGUUGUGAAGGAUUUAUUCUAUGCCAUUCUUCAAGCUCUUUUCCUUGAAUCAAAUGCAGUAAUCAGUUCAGAUCUUGUUGGUCUUUGUCGUGAAAUAUAUGUUUAUUUGUCGCACAGAGAUUCUUCUCCAAGGCAGAUUCUGCUAUCCCUUCCUUUUCUUACAGAGGGGGAUUUAGUUGCUUUUGAAGAUGCUCUGAGUAAAACUAGUAGCCCAAAAGAGCAAAAGCUGCUUAUGAGAAGUUUGCUUCAGUUGGCUACUGGAAACAAGUUGAGAGCUCUUGCUUGUCAAAAGAGCACAAGCAUCAUAACCAAUGUUACAGCAACCAAUGUAUCAUCCAACAGGUUCCCGAGCUGGAUCGGCUUCCAUUCUUCUUCUUCCUCCUGGAAUAGACUUGUCAUUCAUCUUCCAAAGAAUCAGUCUGAUGGGGUAAUAGUCCAUCAGUAUUGUUUUCUAUUGGGUUUGAAGGUUCCAGCAUCACAUCACUCACAGGAACAGCAACAGCAACAGCAGUGUCAUGAGGAGGUCGUCAGGGGCAAAAGACACCUCUUGUCUGGUAGUAUACUCGCCAGCCUUUGUGCUCAGCCUGACUUCAAUAACAUCAGUGCAACUGCUGGCGUCCGCUUUCUCCAUUUGAAGGUUGUAUCUGAGGGUUUGGACAGUAUUCCUGUUGUAUUCCUCUCCCGAGAUGGUGUUUAUUUUCCCCAUUCCCUUUCCUCAUCCUCCCCACAAGGCUCCCUGCUGCAGCCAUCCGAAACAGUUGUUGACGCUAUCUUUCCUACAAUUUCUGCAUUGCAGCCCACGCUCCCUGCAAUUCCCUCACUCUCGCUUGCUGCCAACACUGUUCCAGCCACCAUAUAUCCUCUUCCCUUCCCACCGGCUGUUGUACCAGUGAUCCCGAACCACGUCCCUAUCACCUAA